This is a messenger RNA of Stegastes partitus (bicolor damselfish), 2218 nucleotides long. It is a transcript of the gene marveld2b, whose product is annotated as MARVEL domain containing 2b. Gene Ontology annotation, biological process: bicellular tight junction assembly. The coding region runs from base 71 to 1861 and encodes 596 amino acids. The transcript is spliced from 7 exons. Gene Ontology annotation, cellular component: cytoplasmic vesicle; apical plasma membrane; bicellular tight junction. Lineage: Eukaryota; Metazoa; Chordata; Actinopteri; Pomacentridae. The record is from RefSeq and is a predicted model, not a curated record.
CAGGCAGGAUGUUUCUGCUCGUUUCACCGAGAAGAAGAGACGGAGAAUCAGCAGUGAGCAUAGAGUCCCAAUGUCUUCAGGAGGAGUUGGUUCUGUCACCAGGUUCGACCGUGUACGGGAGAUCCCACACUAUGACCAGGUCCCUGUGGGCUCCCAAUGGCGUGACCCAGAAUUUCCUCCACCCCCACCACUCUCACAUGGGACAAUGCCGACGGUCAGCUUAGACCCCCUCCCACCUCCUCCUCUUCCUGAACAGCCUGCUGUUGGGCCUGAAUUCUUCAACCCCUCCAGCGAUGAUGAGCCAAUGGAGGGUGACUGUGAUGCCAUGGACAUUAAGCCAGUCCACCGCUUCAUCCCUGACUCUGUCAAGAACUUCUUCCGUGGCAGCAGCGGUAACCGUGGCAGCAAGGGAUGGUCCGUCCCUCCUCCUCCCCUACCUCUCCCUUCUCCUCACUCCCCAGCCUCCUCAACCAGGAAGAGCGCCAACUGCCACACCUCGGCAGGAAUCCCCUGCUCACCUCCCCACUCUGCCCCUCCAUCCCCAUCCCUUCCCGGCUCUUAUCGGGGCCUCCAUGGCAGCUCUGGAGGGGGCUACACCUCUCAGAGAGAGCAGGACCAACUGCUGCUAGGUGCCGAAGCUCUUGAAUCUGCAUCUGCAGUGCCCACCAAUGUCUCGAUUCAGACCUACCAGGAGCGGGUAGAAGAGUACCACCAGCGAUAUGCCUACAUGAAGUCCUGGGCAGGCCUGCUUAGGAUCCUGGGUUGUGUGCAGCUGCUGCUUGGAGCUGCUGUGUUCGCCUGCGUCUGUGCAUAUGUUCAUAAGGACAACGAGUGGUUCAAUAUGUAUGGAUACUCACAACCACAACUGUUUGGAGGGCUUGGUGGAGGUGCUGGUGCAUUUGGAUAUGGGGACAGUUACUACACAGGCCCCAAGACACCUUUUGUCCUGGUGGUGGCUGGUCUUGCAUGGAUAGUUACUGUUAUUCUGGUUGUUCUCGGAAUGACUCUAUACUAUAGAGCUAUUCUUCUAGACUCCUCGUGGUGGCCCCUCACAGAGUGUUCCAUUAAUCUGGUGUUGGCUGUGCUCUAUUUAGCAGCAGGAAUAGUGUACGUGAGGGACACAACUCGAGGAGGCCUAUGCAACAUACCUGUCUUCAAUAAUGGAGUAAAUGGUGCAUUUUGUCGCACUGAGGCUGGCCAGACAGCAGCUAUCGUCUUCCUCUUCAUCACCAUGGUGCUCUACUUUAUUAGUGCAGCAGUGUGUCUGAAGCUGUGGAGGCAUGAAGCAGCCAGAAUGAGGAAGGAGGGCCUGGCACUGGAGAUGAAAACCAUUGGAUCAUCAGUCCCAUUGUCUGUACUGGGCUCAGCCUCCAGGGCCUCAGAGCAGACUCCUCUCCCUACCAUCCAGCCAGACAUCAUGGACACUAUGCACAAUCCGGCAGCUGCUCCGCUGAUGCUGCUGGAACCAGAGAUACUUCGAGGUCACAUACCAGCCGGACACAUCCCCAAACCUGUUGUUAUCGCUGACUAUGUGCCGAAGUACCCCAGCAUUCGCUCAGACGAGGAGAGGGACCAGUACAAGGCUGUGUUCAAUGACCAGUAUGCUGAGUACAAGGAGCUGCAUGCAGAGGUCCAGGCCAUGGCCAAGAAGUUUGAAGAGAUGGAUGAGAUGAUGCAGAACCUUCCUACCCGGCCCUCCAGCCAACUGGAGAAAGAGCGGAUCAGUACUAUUUUAAUGGAAUACCAGAGGAAGAAAUCUGACCCAGCAUAUUUGGAAAAAAGGGAGAGGUGUGAGUACCUAAAAAAUAAGCUCUCUCACAUCAAACUGAAGAUUCAGGAGUACAACAAAAUCAUGGACUAGAAUGCUAGCAACUAAAUAUUGCAGUCAACAUAUCUUUGAUCCAUGCUGCAGUCCGCAACUGAGAAUACAUGCUUUGUUGCACAAAGGACGAUAGUGGGACUGAGGUGGGACUUGAACACAAAUAUGUCUCUUCCAGGUGAAACAGCACUCAAUAUUGGCAAACCCAGAAUGACUUAUCAUAAAUGUGCCAUAAUCACAAAACAGACAGAAAUUACUGCCUGUGCUAAUGCCACGAUGACAGACAGAAAGUCAUUGUCUAAGGUAGGAACAUUAUCAGUGAUGAUUGUCGUCAUGGAGAACAGUAACAGGCAAAGAAAAAGUAAGCUUCAUCAAAAAAUGGAAUGGAGGGUGCCGCUA